Plasmodium knowlesi strain H is the source of this 702-nucleotide messenger RNA. RefSeq lists its product as uncharacterized. NCBI's taxonomy places the organism in Eukaryota, Apicomplexa, Aconoidasida, Haemosporida, Plasmodiidae. The record is from RefSeq and is a predicted model, not a curated record. The transcript is spliced from 2 exons. Bases 1 to 702 code for a protein of 233 amino acids.
AUGGCACCUUUUUCUUUUAUAAAAACAUCCAUAUUAAUCUUUGCAUACCUAUUCUUAUGGUAUCAAAUCAAUGAUCACCACCAGGUGAGUGCAUUAAGCACUUUAAAGGAUGAUGAUAUAUCGGAUGGAAGCGGUUUAUAUUCAUCAGAGGAAGAUAUAAACAAUGGAAAUGAUCGUUUGAAAACAGUACAAGGAGUUGGAACAAAGGUUCCAACAACAUCACAUAAGGGGUUGAAUGAUGAUGAUGGUGAUGAUGUGAGCACAUUGCUCGGUUCGAUAGACAACGAAUUGUUAGAACAUACACUAUCAGGACGAACACCUUCUUCAGCGAAAAGGGGAGAAACUAGUUCUAAAGGAAUUGGAACAAAAAUAAAAGAAUGUUGUAAAAAAUUAAAACAUUAUAAAUAUAAAAAUAAAAUACUACUAACUCUUGUAUUAGUGAGUUCAGUAGCAUACCCCUUAAUUUUGUGUUAUGCAUUCUUGACCGCUUUUUUCCUUUUAUGGGCAGGAGCCAAUUAUGCAGUGUGGCAACAAAUAUGCUCCUUUGGAGUUAUUACAGUUUUUGGAUUAAUCUAUUUUGGCAUACUAUUCUGGUUUUAUCGAUCCAAAGUUUGGGUUAAAUGUAUAAUGGACGAUUCUGAAAUACGAAAGUGUCUUAGAGAAGAAAUUCAAAAAGCACAACAACACAACACAACCACCUAA